GGCACACUGUGACGAUUCAUCUCACAGCUUAUAACGAUUUGGAACGCUCUCGAAAUUUACACGUAUUUCUUCUACAAUGGCUGAAGGCGUUUUGGAGAUGGUAUUUGUCUGCUACAAUCACUUAAAGAAGAUAUUGGAAACAAACGAUGAACUCAAGAAAACUGCCACAGGUAUUUCUUCUACAAUGGCUGAAGGCGUUUUGGAGAUGGCAUUUGUCUGCUACAAUCACUUAAAGAAGAUAUUGGAAACAAACGAUGAACUCAAGAAAACUGCCACAGGUAUUUCUUCUACAAUGGCUGAAGGCGUUUUGGAGAUGGCAUUUGUCUACUACAAUCACUUAAAGAAGAUAUUGGAAACAAACGAUGAACUCAAGAAAACUGCCACAGGUAUAUUCAAUCAGGUGGUGUUAGGAGCUGUGGGUACCGUUGCUGGGGGUGCGGCCAAAGGACCGGUCGGUGCCAUAGUUGGAGGACUUGCAGGGUCUGUGAUGGGCUACUGUAUGAGUGAUGAGUACCAACCAAUGACCAGGGCACUGGCAGGGCUCACAGAUGAGAAAAAAUGGCAGCUGGUCAGCCAAGUCAAACGUUUGGUAGGAUCGGCACUGCUUGAGGCUCUCACUUGCUUCAUCGGGACACAGGACAAGAGGGAAGUUCUACUCAACCUACUGAACAAGUUUACUACAGAUCUACAUAGCCAUUUGUAGAAAACAUUCAUGGACUCUUGCUUCCAUGGAUGAUGUCGAGAUAUAAGACAGCUAAUGUUCUGAGCAGAGAUCUGAAUAUUUAUGCUUUUUAACAAGGGCAAGAGUUAUUUCCCCUUGCAAAGUUCAGCCAUGUUAGGCUUAAGAAAAUAAGAGAAUUGGUUCUUGGGCAAUGUUUUUUGAAAAUAUAGUGCGGGUGGGCUGUGUCUUUUUUUGGUUGUAUAAACUUGUAUGUAACCAAAAAAACAAUUCUUUUCAAUCAACCUGAGAAAGGGCCUCCCUACAUAAAAAUACUGGAAUACAGUAUUUGACUACAGUUGGACUUUUGGGAUUUCUUUGGGGUUUUUAAAAAUGGAAAUAAAAACAAAACAUGCGGCAAACUUUAUGAUGAUGCGGGCGGUGCCCGAGAACCAAGACUGUUAUUAUAUUAUGUAUCAUAUAUACAGAGCUCCAGAUAAGCUGCGUAUCUGCGUAAAGAUAUACGCAUCAGAAAUGCAGAAAUACGCAGUAAAAUAAAAUCCAAGCGUAUCAAAUACGCAACGAACAUUACAGAUACGCUACAAAAAUAAAACUUGUGCAUAUCAUCAAAAUAUUGUGAAGUAACCCUGCGUAUUCGAUUAGUAAAUCAGCAACUUAUUUUGAAUUAUAAACAGGCUUUCCGUCAACUUUGCCAAACUCCACGAUGACAGUUACAUCAUGAUCAUUUGCCAUCACACUUUCUUGUGGAAUUAUCGUGGUAUUUUUGAGACCUAUAAAGCUCUAGAACCCACACGACACCAGUUU
Haliotis rufescens (red abalone) is the source of this 1483-nucleotide messenger RNA. RefSeq lists its product as uncharacterized. The record is from RefSeq and is a predicted model, not a curated record. NCBI's taxonomy places the organism in Eukaryota, Metazoa, Mollusca, Gastropoda, Lepetellida, Haliotidae. The coding region runs from base 77 to 703 and encodes 208 amino acids. The transcript is spliced from 6 exons.